This is a messenger RNA of Penicillium maclennaniae, 249 nucleotides long. RefSeq lists its product as uncharacterized. The record is from RefSeq and is a predicted model, not a curated record. NCBI's taxonomy places the organism in Eukaryota, Fungi, Ascomycota, Eurotiomycetes, Eurotiales, Aspergillaceae. Bases 1 to 249 code for a protein of 82 amino acids. The transcript has 2 exons.
AUGGCCUCCGAAAUUAUCUGCUCAGCAUGUAGUUGGUCGCCCACACGUCAAGAGGGGUGUCGGUACAACAGUCAUGUGAACGUUUUCUACGGUGUCAGCGAUCGAGGAAACGGUCCAUUUGAGCCGCCCAAUUUCGAAGCUCUCAAUAUCCGCUUUUUGGCCGAAAGAACUUCAAUACCUAUACCCAAAAUUGUUGAAGAGUGGCAGGAAGAUAAUCGGAUAUGUUUCCUGCUUAGGAAACGGAUUUAA